This is a messenger RNA of Spinacia oleracea (spinach), 1214 nucleotides long. The record is from RefSeq and is a predicted model, not a curated record. Lineage: Eukaryota; Viridiplantae; Streptophyta; Magnoliopsida; Caryophyllales; Amaranthaceae.
AAAAGGAGGUGAUUUCCUCUCUCCCUCUAAUCUGUCUUUCUAUCUCUGGAUAAGCCUCUUUCUCCUCCUCCCAAAACCUCACUCUCCCAACGACAAUGGCGACUUCUACUUCUUCAUCUCUUUCUCUCUCAUUCUUCUCUUCCUCCCUCUUCUCCUCCAAAUCCCGCAAUUUUUCUUCCAAACCCAUCCUCAAACUCCCCUCUUCCUCACAUUCCCAAACCUCACUUUCUCUUUCCAUCAAAUCCGAGCUCAUCCCUCUCCCAAUCCUCAAUUUCUCCGGCGAGAAAGUCGGCGAAACGUUUCUCAACCUCAAAACGGCCCCAUCCGAAACGGCUCGCGCCGUCGUCCACCGUGGCCUCAUCACCCACCUCCAGAACAAACGUCGUGGGACUGCUUCCACCCUCACCCGUGCUGAGGUCCGUGGUGGUGGUAGAAAGCCCUAUCCACAGAAGAAAACAGGUCGAGCCCGGCGUGGUUCGCAGCGUUCCCCACUCAGGCCCGGUGGUGGGGUUAUUUUUGGCCCGAAGCCCAGAGAUUGGACCAUUAAGAUGAACAAGAAGGAGAGGCGUCUGGCCCUUUCGACUGCCAUUGCUAGCGCGGUGGGGAACUCCUUUGUUGUGGAGGAAUUCGCGGAAAAUUUCGAGAAGCCGAAAACGAAGGAUUUUAUUGCUGCAAUGCAGAGGUGGGGGCUUGACCCGGCUGAGAAAUCCUUGUUCUUUUUGAUGGAUUUGGUAGAAAAUGUGGAGAAAUCCGGGAGGAAUAUCAGGACUUUGAAGUUAUUAACUCCGAGGAGUUUGAAUCUGUUUGAUGUUCUGAAUGCUGAAAAGUUAGUUUUUACUGAAGGAACUAUUCAGUAUUUGAAUCAGAGGUAUGGGGUUGAUACUUUGGAAGACGAGGACGAGGAAGAAGAAGAGGAGGAGGAAGGAGAAGAGGUUGAUGAUGGCGUGGAAGAUGGAACUCCUGAACCUGCAGAGUGAACAAGCAGACUGAGAGUACGUUUUAGCUAAGAGGAAUGUUAAUCGUAGGGAGAUCAGCAGACCCUGACUUAAUACAUGCUGCAAGUGCAAAGAUUUUGGUACACGUUUGUGUUGUAUUUUGAUGAGUUUUUAAACGAAACAUUCAUUGUAUACAAUGGUCAUUCUGUAAUGGAGAUAUUUGUAUGUUUUCGUUGUUCAUAUCGACGACUACGAGUAGUAAGUAUUCCAUUUAUUGUA